This is a messenger RNA of Candida albicans SC5314, 2169 nucleotides long. RefSeq lists its product as uncharacterized. The record is from RefSeq and is a predicted model, not a curated record. NCBI's taxonomy places the organism in Eukaryota, Fungi, Ascomycota, Pichiomycetes, Serinales, Debaryomycetaceae. Bases 1 to 2169 code for a protein of 722 amino acids. The transcript has a single exon.
AUGUCUAUAAAUCAAGAUCCAAGAGAAUAUUUUCAACCACCUCCAAUGCCAGCAAUGCCAGCAAUACCAGCAAUACCAGUAAUACUACCAGUACAAUUCCAACAACCACUAAAUCAGCAACCACUACCACAGCAAUUCCAGCCACCACCACAGCAAUUCCAACAACCGGUACCACCACAGCAAUUCCAACAACCGGUACCACCACAGCAAUUCCAACAACCGGUACCACCACAGCAAUUCCAGCCACCACCGGUACAAUUCCAACAACCGGUACCACAGCCGCUACAAUUCCAACAACCGGUACCACAACAACAACUACCUCAACAACAACUACCACAAGAACAACUACCUCAACAACAACUACCUCAACCGGCACCAUCACCGGCACCAUCACCGGUACCAUCACCACCACCAGCACCGCGAUUGCUGCCACUACCCACCCCACCAUUUCCACUACAACCAGAAGCUGAUCAAAUUCAAGAAGAUGAUUAUGAAACUCGUCUUGAAAGAGCUGAGCAAGCUUUAAAUUCUAGGGAUUUGACAUCAAUUUAUGAAGCAUCUUUUCAAUAUAAAGUCGACAAUUGGGAUUUAAGUGUUAGAUUGGGACCUGACUUAACAAGAAGAUUGAUUCCUGAAGGUGAACGAUUACUUUCGCCUUAUUUAGAAGAUGAAUUAAGUAAUUGGAUAAUAGAUUCAUUUCAGUCCGGUUAUCCACGAAGUAUGAGUAAUAUUAGAGAAUAUGCUGAAUUAUUCUUAUCAUUAUCACAAGCACAAGUGCCAGCACAAGCACAAGGACAGGCACAAGUACAGGGACAAGAACAAGCACAAGCACAAGGAAGAUCAACUAAUUCAGUAGAUUUUCAAUGGGUUGUUAGUUUCCUUAAUAGAAAAUCUGAUUUAAUCCCUUCAAUUAAUAGGAAUAAUAAUAAUGCAUUACAAAGAAAUUUUGGUCCAACAUUCACUCUGAUUGAAAAUUUCGUUCAAUAUUUUAAUGAUAAAUCAAAACAAUAUCAAAUCAAACCAUCAAGGGUUUUCCAAUAUGAUGAAACUAUUUAUAUUACGGGAUCUUCAAUUGCCAAUAUGUCAAUUUUUGGUUAUAAAAAUAAAGCCAAUAUUCCAAAUUGUCAAGGGAUAAAUAUACUUUGUACUUCUAUUGAAUGUACAAGUUCAGAUGGUGAAGUAAUGACUCCAGCAUUCAUUUUCAACAGAAAUGGUUCAUCGGUUGCAGAUAAUAAUUAUUGGAAUCGUGAUGAUUUACCCAAUUGGCUAUAUGCUUCAUCAGUAAAUGGUCUUUCAAAUGGACAGUUUUUUCUUCAAUGGUUGAUUGAUGUUUUCAUUCCUUAUCAACAAGAAAGGAAUCAAAUCAAUCCUCAUGAUGAUAAUGAUGACGACGAUAAUAAUAAUAAUAAUAAUGAAGAAGAAUGUAUACUUUUGAUACAUGAACCUGAAUGGUUUGAAAAUAUAAGAUAUGAUGUGGAACAAAUUUGUUAUGACAAUAAAAUUAUCAUCGUAUCUUUACCACAAUAUUCUAAUCAUAUAAUCCCGGCAUUUAAUCUUGAACCAUUAUCAUUAUCACCAUCACCUUUUCAUUAUUCAAUACCAUUUUAUUCCUCAUUAAGUUCAUCAAAUACAGUUGAUCAUUUACAAUCAACCAAUUUAAAUAACUUUUUACAUAAGAAUAAAAUUAACUAUAACAAUACAAUCAACAAUACCACGACAAUGUUGAGACAACAAAUAUUAUUUGUCAAUAAAUAUUGUCAAUUAAGACCCCAAUAUUUCACUAAAGCCAAUAUCAUUCAUUAUUGGGGAUUAUCAGGAAUUAAACCGUUUGAUGUGAGUAAUUUAUUAGAUUCAUCAGAGUAUGUUCGUGAACAAAUUCGUACAGAAAUGAUUCAAUAUAAUGAAAAGGUAACUAGUGAUGAAUCACGGCAACAACAACAAGAAGAAGAAGAAUUGGAAGAAUUAAUUGAAGGUAAUGAAAUUAAUAAACCUUCAAUAGAAUGGGAUAAAUUCCAAUUACUUGAGUAUAUCAAUAAAUUGGAAAGAUCCCGAAGAGUUGAACGAGCAAGAAGAGUAGCUUGUAUUGCUCUGAUAAUAUACAAAUUGAAAUAUCUUGAUGAACAUAAAAAGAGAUAUGAAACUAUGGGAUCAAGAUUAAAUGCAAUUUGA